CCCACAAUAACGAGCCAACUACUGGCGAUCGUCAUUUAAGCGGCGGCUAAACGAUACCGUGCAAAAUAAUGCAAAAGUGACAUAAAAAUGGCCGAAGAAAACCAAAACAUCGUUCGCGCUCCUAUGGACUACGCAAUCAAAAUCAUCAAAUGGAAGGUUCGUGAAGGUUAUCCGGUAACCGGAGGUUCCAUCAUUCUUUUCUACGAGUGCAUCAGCAUAAACGAGAAAGAUGUUCGGCGUCUCAAGGCAACGAAAGCAGGCGUCGUGAAAAAGCGCCUUGCCAGGGAAGGAGAUGUUGUUGAUAAAGGUGAACCAUUAUUAGAGUUGGACCAAUGUAAUCAUACCACGGUUAUUAAGGAUAUGUGUGCCGACUGUGGUGCCGAUUUACGACAAGAUGAGAAAGGUGCCGGUUCGGAGGCAUCAGUUCCAAUGGUUCAUUCUGUUCCAGAUUUAAAAGUAACGGAAACAUUAGCUAAAAAACUGGGUCAAGAGGACACAGAACGUUUGUUGCGGGAUAGAAAACUUGUUCUACUGGUGGAUUUGGAUCAAACACUGAUCCAUACAACGAAUGACAAUGUACCCAACAACCUGAAGGACGUAUACCAUUUUCAAUUAUACGGUCCAAAUUCACCCUGGUAUCAUACGAGGUUACGGCCGGGUGCUCUGGAGUUUCUAUCAAAAAUGGACCCUUAUUAUGAGCUACACAUAUGUACUUUUGGAGCUCGUAACUACGCACACAUGAUUGCACAAUUUCUUGAUGAGGACGGAAAAUUCUUCUCUCAUCGAAUUUUGUCGCGGGAUGAAUGUUUCAAUGCGACUAGCAAAACCGACAAUCUCAAAGCUUUAUUCCCCUGUGGAGAUUCGAUGGUGUGCAUCAUUGAUGAUCGGGAAGAUGUGUGGAACAUGGCAACCAAUUUAAUUCAGGUUAAACCGUAUCAUUUCUUUCAGCACACAGGGGAUAUCAAUGCUCCACCAGGCAUGUCCAAAAACGAACUUGACGGGAAGGGCGUAGAUUUCAAAGCAGAUUUAAUAAACCAAUUUUCGAGAGAUAAAAAAGAAAAGGACGAUCCCGAAGAUAGUCGUCCCCCAACACCGAAAAUUGAAACGGAUGAGGUCAAAACAGCAGAAGAUAUACCUCCCAAGGAGGUUGUGGAGUCUUCUAAAAAAGAUGAGGAAACGAAGAAGACUGAAACCGUCACAGUUACAGAGCUUUCGUUAUCGGAAAAAGUAGAUGAGACCGAAACUCCAGUCGAAAAAGCGCCUGAAGUAGAGAACUCGGUGGAAAAUGUCAAAACAAUCGAACCGGAAUUAGAAAUUAAAAGUAAUUUGAUAGAAAUCAAUGAUCCGGAUGAUUACCUUCUAUACUUGGAACAUAUAUUGAUCACAAUUCAUCAAAAAUUCUAUGAAGAGUAUGACAAAACCAAAGAGAUUUCCGAUCUGAAGCAACUUAUCCCGCAAGCAAAAUCGCAGGUUCUCGUGGGUUGCAAUUUGGUUUUUUCAGGUUUAGUGCCCAAUAACAUGAAACUGACACAGAGCAAAGCGUACCAGGUCGCUCGCAGUCUCGGGGCCCAGGUCACACAAGAUUUUAGCCCGGAAAGCACUCAUCUAGUUGCGGUCACUUUCGGCACCUCCAAAGUACACAAUGCUCGUAAAAAUCCUCGGAUAAAAAUUGUGACUCCAGAAUGGCUUUGGACAUGUGCUGAACGAUGGGAACACGUAGAAGAAUUGCUUUAUCCUCUCAAAACUUCGAAACCUUCUAAAAUGCGUCAACCGCCUCCGCAUUGCCAUAGUCCCGAACAUUCUGUUAACUACGGUGCUGGAAGUUCUGGAAGGAAAACAACAGAAAAAAUACCGCCUAAAUUUAGUGACACAAUCAAUCCAUUGCUGAGCUUUUCAAAUGAUGAUCUUAAUGCAAUGAACGAUGAGUUUGAUGAGUUCUUUGAAUCAGACGACAGUUCUAGCGACGAUGGUCCUGUUGAUAUUGAAAAUCCCCCUCUGGACAAGUCUUUACGGAAAAGAAAGCGGAAAGAAGAAGAUGAAAACAAACGAAACAUUUUCCAGAAAAAGCAAGAAAUGGAGGAUGAGGAAAACAGCAGAACUCUUCUUAGGUAUGUAGAGGACAAUGAAAAUAGUCAAACGAAUCUUAGUUCCGAUGACGAUGAGAGCCCUAGUGCCAAAUUUAGAAGAGGCGGCAAUCUACCGUCUGAUCUGGACAUGGGUUCCAACACCGAAGGUAGCGAAGAUCCAAUCGACGACGUGGAUGACGGCGAUUGGAACAUGAUGGGUGCCGCUCUAGAACGGGAGUUUUUAGGUUUAGACGAGUAGUUGCGGUGGACACGUUAACUACUUUGUAACUAUAGUUUGUUGGUAUUAGUAGUACAAAAGCGACUAGUGACCUCAAGUUUCGCUGUUUCUCGUUUCCUGUUAAAUGUUGUAUAAAGUGACACAAAGCCUGUAGUGUUAAGGUCGGAUAUUUAAUUUAUAGUAUUUGAAUUGUAUAAUAUUUACUGAAACUUG
Messenger RNA from Uranotaenia lowii, 2517 nucleotides. RefSeq names its product RNA polymerase II subunit A C-terminal domain phosphatase (gene Fcp1). Gene Ontology annotation, cellular component: nucleus. Gene Ontology annotation, molecular function: RNA polymerase II CTD heptapeptide repeat phosphatase activity. NCBI's taxonomy places the organism in Eukaryota, Metazoa, Arthropoda, Insecta, Diptera, Culicidae. The coding region runs from base 88 to 2325 and encodes 745 amino acids. The record is from RefSeq and is a predicted model, not a curated record. The transcript has 7 exons.